This is a messenger RNA of Myripristis murdjan (pinecone soldierfish), 5051 nucleotides long. RefSeq lists its product as uncharacterized. The transcript is spliced from 2 exons. NCBI's taxonomy places the organism in Eukaryota, Metazoa, Chordata, Actinopteri, Holocentriformes, Holocentridae. Gene Ontology annotation, molecular function: nucleic acid binding. Bases 48 to 3896 code for a protein of 1282 amino acids. The record is from RefSeq and is a predicted model, not a curated record. Gene Ontology annotation, biological process: DNA integration.
CUGUGACACUGAAACGCAACGCAAAGCUCGCAGAUGUCUAUCCCUGCAUGGAGUUGGAAGACUUGGAGUGUUCUGAUGUAUGCGAUGACACCGAGGCUCUUCUUCAUCAGCAGGUGCAGAAGUCGAGUGAUGCUGUCUCUGACAAUGGGGGCGAGUCCCACGUUACAUCUGAUGACACAAGUUUCCCAGAUGUUCGGGAUAGAGAGAGAGGAUGCAAUGGGCAUCAAGGCAGUCCAAACUCAAUUUUGCAUGACCUGGGGCUGGCUGACAUUGACCUUGGCGCCUGUGACGUGUCGCCAGCUUGCAAAGAGAAACUUGUCAAAUUGAUAGCUCAGUACCAGUCCAUCUUUUCCAGGCACAAGUUGGAUUGUGGAAAAGCUACAGGCUUUGUUCACCGGAUACGACUCAGCGACGACAGACCUUUCCGGUUGCCGUACCGACGUGUCGCACCAAAUCAGUAUGAGAAACUCAGGCAAGUGCUGGAUGAGAUGGAGGAACGAGAGAUCAUACAGAAGUCCAGCAGUGACUUUGCGUCACCCUUGGUUCUCGUUUGGAAAAAGUCAGGGGACCUUCGACUCUGUACCGACUUCCGUUGGAUCAAUGCCCGCACCAUCAAGGACGCUCACCCGCUACCACAUCAGGCUGAUGCACUGGCAGCCUUGGGCGGCAAUGCCUUUUUCUCGACAAUGGACCUCACAUCAGGCUACUACAAUGUGGAGGUCCAUGAGGACGACCGAAAGUACACGGCCUUCACAUCGCCAUUUGGGUUGUAUGAGUACAACCGCUUGCCUCAAGGCCUGUGCAACAGCCCAGCGACCUUCAUGCGGAUGAUGCUUAACAUCUUCGGUGACCAAAAUUUCCUUAGCCUCCUCUGCUACCUGGACGAUGUCUUGGUGUUCGCCCCUACUGAGGAGCUGGCAUUGGAGCGCCUGGCAAUGGUCUUUGAGCGUCUGCAGAACCACAACUUGAAAUUGGCUCCAAAGAAAUGUCAUUUCUUGCGGAGGUCAGUGAGGUUCCUUGGGCAUGUAAUCAGUGCAGAGGGCAUCGCCACGGACCCGGAGAAAAUCCGGGCCAUCACUGAUGUCACUGAGGCUGAUCUUAUGGAAGAUGGUACGGAUAUCCCAUCCCAAAAGAAACUGCGAUCUUUUCUGGGAAUGGUGGUGUUUUACCAGCAGUUCAUUGAGUGUUGUUCAUCAAUGGCCAAGCCGCUGUUCGCGCUGACGUCUGGCCGCAAAGCACCUUGUCGGAAGGGUAGGAGGUGCCGCCCAACUCCGCGGACAUUGACAGCCGCUGACUGGACAGAGGAGUGUAGACUGGCAUUCUCACGGCUGAAACAGGCUUUGCUGGAUGAGGUUGUGUUGGCCCAUCCGAACUUCAGUGAACCCUUCCUCCUCUCAGUGGAUGCCUCCAAUAACGGCCUUGGAGCCGUUUUGUCUCAGGUGCCAGAAGGGGGUGUAGUAGCGAGACCGAUCGCUUUCGCCAGUAAGUCACUUUCCUAUGCACAGUCAAAAUACCCAGCACACAGACUUGAGUUUUUCGCCAUGAAAUGGGCCAUCUGCGACAAGUUCCAUCAUUGGCUGAGGAUGCACCCAUUUACAGUUUGGACGGAUAACAAUCCAUUGACCUACAUCUUGUCCAAAGCCAAACUGGAUGCGUGCGAACAGAGAUGGGUCGCCAAGCUGGCUCCUUACCAGUUUGAUGUCAAAUACAUCCCAGGCCCCAAAAACAUUGUCGCAGAUGCCCUUAGCAGAGAGCCCUUUGUUCGUCCAAGUGCACUUCACCGCUUGACGAGAGUGGCAUACGACAAGCUGUUGGCUGAAGCUGAGGCUGUGGACACAGAGGAGGUUCAGGACGCGUUUCGUCAGACUACUCACCCACUGGAGAAGAGAGCCGGUGUGGAGUCUUCUGUCACCUGCCAGUGCGCUGCGGUUGUUCGGCCUGGGACUUUGUCAAGACAGGAAGUGGAGGCUGUUCUUCAUUCACACGGGCUGCAGGAACGUGCAGUGACGCCUCACGCGCUGUUGCUGCCACAGUUGCCCCAAGCGAUCUUGCCGGUAGAAGAGGCUGGAACCGAGGUGCUGUCUCAUGACCAGCUCAUGGAGAAGCAGAGAACCGACACAGUGCUGAGCAGGGUGUUCUUCUUUGUGGAAAGGGGGCGACGACCUUCACGGAGAGAGCGUGCUCUGGAACCGGCUGAUGUUGUCCGUCUGCUGAAGUGUUGGGGCAAGCUGAUUGUGAGGGAAGGUGUGCUCUAUCGUGUGUCGAAGAACCCUGUUACAAAGAAGAAGUCUUUCCUGUAUAUUGUGCCCGCUUCCCUGAAGGCGGUUGUGUUGACAGGUGUCCAUGAUGAAGCUGGUCACCAGGGCCAGCAAAGGACCCUGUACCUUGUUCGGCAACGGUUUUAUUGGGCAGGGCUGGAAAAGGAUGUGAGAGAGCACGUGAAACGCUGCAGGCGCUGUAUCGUGAGUAAAACCCCAGAACCAGAGGCUAGAGCACCACUGGAGCACAUUAUAACAACAGAGCCUUUGGAGGUUGUGUGCAUAGACUUCUGGUGCGCGGAGGACUCUAAGAACCGAUCACUGGACGUGCUUGUUGUCACAGACCUAUUCACAAAGAUGGCGAGUGCCUUUCUAUGUCCGAACCAGUCUGCCAAAGCCGUGGCCCACCAACUCUGGCAUAACUACUUCUGUCUUUAUGGAUUUCCAAGGCGUAUUCACUCGGACAGAGGAGCCAAUUUUGAAAGUGCCCUGAUUGCGGAAUUGUUCAGUGUCGCCGGUAUUGAGAAGUCCCAUACGACACCAUAUCACCCGAUGGGCAAUGGUUCAUGUGAGAGGAUGAACCGGACACUGGGCAAUAUGAUUCGGGCUCUACCCCCAAGGGCGAAGCACAGGUGGCCUCAGGCACUGAAAUCCCUGACCUUCGCCUAUAACUGCACCAUCCAUGAGACCACGGGGUAUGCACCGUUUCUUCUGAUGUUUGGCAGAGUACCGAGACUGCCCAUUGACAUGGCUUUCAGCACUGUCCUGGAUACUCCCGAGGUCAUCUGUUACGAUGAGUAUGUUCAGCAUCUACGGAGGAGUCUCAAGGAAGCAAUGGAGAUUGCACAAGCAACGGCGUCCAAGCAGUUAAAGAGGCACGCUGAGCUGUAUGAUCGGAAAGUCCGGGGAGCUCCAGUUGAAGUUGGGGAUCGAGUGUUGUUGGCCAACAAAGGGGAGCGUGGCAAGCGCAAGCUCGCUGACCGUUGGGAAGAUUGCACUUACCUGGUCAUUGGCGUGAAUGCUGACAGUCACACCUUCAAAAUCCAGCAUGGCGCCACUGGUGAUGUGAAAACGGUCCACCGCAACCUGAUAACGCCGGUCAACUUUCUUCCUCUCCCCAAGGAUGCUUCUAUGGAUGGUUGGGAAUUGUCCACUUCCUCUGAUUCAGUGGAACCGCACACGGAGUUGGAUGCAGCUGUGAUGGAUGACGUUGAAUCGACGGAUGCUGCAGAAUAUAGAACCAGAGUCUGGGUUUCUCAGUUACCAUCUGAUGGAUCAAAUAACUUGAGUAUGGAGGUUGACGGUCAGCAUGAGGAAGCUAAGGAAGCUCCUUAUUCUCAGCUGCCCCUUGAUGAGCCACAGGCUUGUGGUUCUGAUCUGCCUGAUGAUGAAGGUGAUCCAAUCCUUUCACCUGUCUCUGGAGGUUUCCUAUCUCGGGACCCUCCUCAAUUGACCCCAGAGUUAAAUUGUGUAGCUGCGGCUGCAGGGUCAAAUGAACAUUUUCCCACACUUCGGGAUUGUAAUGCUCCUCUCCCACCAGUGGUGCCUUCACCAUGUGUUCGGUCCAGAGCAGGGAGGUUGUUGAGGCCUGUGACUAGGCUGAUUGAAAUGAUGGACCAAUGGAUAGAAAUGACCUGAUGAAUGAGUUCAAGUGAAGUGUCUUAAUGCUGCAAAUUGUUUUUCAGCGUUCAUUUUAUGUGUUUUUGCUUGUUUGUAUGGAAUGUGUAUGGUAGGCAGGGGAAUGUGCUUUUGUUUAUUGAUAAUGAAUGUGUUAUUAUAUACACGAUACAGACUAGUUAUUUUUGUGUUUUUUUAUUUAUUUAAAUAUCUAUAUUUUUUUUUUCUCUUUUAUGUGAGGGAGCUUGUGCACAAGUGGUGCUUGAGUGGGACGGGUUGCUAGUGAUUGGGUCCCUGGAUGUUGAUUUAUGAUGGAGGAUUUGUGUGAGUCGCAUUGUGUUUUAGACAUGUGACAGGCAUGUUUACCUGAGAUAGUUGAAGGGGUUUGGCCAGCCUCUUUCUCUUCUAAUUCUCUUUGAGAAUAGUCUCUUGACUGGAUGGCAUGUGACUUCACUGUGUCUGUGUCCUCUGUACUUUAUUGUUAUUAUUGUUUAUUUUUUUUCUUUUUCUUUCUUCUUCCUGGUUUUGUCUGUUUAUAUGGUGUUGAUGAUGGUAUUGUUCUGGACAGUAUUUGCUUGUUUGGUACCUGGAUUUUCUUUCUUUGCUUUGGCUGGUCCGCAUGUGUGUAUUUUUUUUGUGGAUGGGUUGUGAGCAAGUGGAAUUCAGCAGGGGGGAGUGUAACAGGAGUUAAAUGGUUCAUUCCACUUGCAGGUCCUGUCAUAUUUGUAAGUUAUUGCCAGUCAUAUUUGCAUUGUAAACAUGUGGUGGAUUCUGAUUGGUUAGUGGGCCUUUCCGUGGCACAUAGACUCCGCUUCCUGCUUCCGCUCUGUGCCAGUAAUAUAUGGAUUGCGCCCAUGCUGCCUGUGAGCUGUGCCGACUGCUGUGUGACACUACCCGACCAAUCGGUCUCCAUUUAUGUUCAACAGGUACCUAUUUUUGUAAAUAUAUUUUUGGUUUACUUUGAUAAUUUAUGUAAUGGCCAGUAAUAUAUGGAUUGCGCCCAUGCUGCCUGUGAGCUGUGCCGACUGCUGUGUGACACUACCCGACCAAUCGGUCUCCAUUUAUGUUCAACAGGUCCAACAAGCCAACAGCAGUAAAGUUACACAAAGCAUCCCUGGUUGUCGUCAUUGUCCCUGAAACACAACACAACGCAGAGUCACAACAAAAAUAACAAAG